This is a messenger RNA of Lytechinus pictus (painted urchin), 3264 nucleotides long. RefSeq lists its product as uncharacterized. Bases 272 to 649 code for a protein of 125 amino acids. NCBI's taxonomy places the organism in Eukaryota, Metazoa, Echinodermata, Echinoidea, Temnopleuroida, Toxopneustidae. The record is from RefSeq and is a predicted model, not a curated record. The transcript is spliced from 4 exons.
AACAACAGGGGCCCGUUUCAUAAAACUUUUGACUUGCAACUGUAACAUCUCCCAUUUCUAUGGCAAAUCUUGUUAUUGCAAUGGCAACUUGUCAUAGUUGCAAAUAUCCGUUUCAUAAAACCAGUAACAAAUUGUUAUCGUAAAUAAAAAUAAAUGAAUGAAAAAUAGUUCGUGAACGAGCCUGAUAUAUGCAGCUUAUACUAUAUAUACGGUACAGCCGGUUUUUUAUCUUCACACACGUCGUCUGCGAUAAAAUUUUGAUGGUGACAGAAUGUACGUAAAAUUUGAAUCGGAGAUGGAGACCAGCAGCGUGGUAGCACGAGCAAAUGUUGGUUGUGAUGAGGCGUAUACCACCUUCACCAAUGCUUCAAUUGCAGGCACCACCACCACUGAUGGCCCACCACUGCUGCCACCACCAAGUCUGCUUUUGCCAUUGCCACCGCCACUACCAAGACCACUCCUGACACAAGCCGCAAGUCCUCAACUGACCAGCUAUUGCAGCUGGAGAAGGAUAGACCCGCAACUUCAAAGCCAGGGCUUGCUGGUCUCCUACAAUAAGAAAAAUGCCAAGGGCCCAUCUAAUGAACUUGUAGCAGAAUAUUUGGCCACAGUUGUAGAAAUGCAGAGACUAACAUACUGCCACAGGUGAGGCUUUGUCCACAUUUCCAGAAAGACACAAGAUAGUAUCAGAAAGCCAUGCCAAAUUCAACGACUGAAGGGUUUGGAGAGCCAGACAAAGAGCCUAGAAAUGUGAUUUCACCCGUACUUCAAUCACAUGAACAGCAGCAGGAGCAAAAACAGCAGCAACAGGAGAUGUAACGACUGACCAACAGCAACAACAACAGCAGCAUCAACAAUUUCUGCAGGAGAUGCAAAAACCACUCCGGCAACCUCAACAACGACCACUCCGGGAACGUUAACAGCAACCACAACUUCAGCAAGCGUUUCAACAAACACAUCAGCAAAAACCAACAGCAGCAGCAACAACAGCACUUAUGAAAUGAAUUUAAUUGAAACUCAAAAGCCAAUGAGGAAACAUCUUUUACAAAAUGAGACAUCAUUUAUUCAUUCUUUUACAGGAUAAAGAAAAGCUUUUUUGAAAGUGUAGAUUUGCAGGAACACAAUGUAUGUUCCCUAUGUAUCUAUUUAUUGAAAUAAAUUUGACUUUAAAAAGAAUGAUUGAUGAUUCAAUAAAUAUCUACUUUUUAUUUGUCAAUGAGUAAAAAUACAUGUAUUUUUUAUUUAGAAUGACAAAAAGCAAUUUAUCAAAUCAAAAUCAUCAAAAAAUUGACCAAUAUGGCUCUUAGGCCCUCAAAAUAGUUGGUAUUUUGAUGAAAAAGCUGUUUCUGCGGCAAUAUUUGACACAGCUCAAAUAGCUGCGUCAAAUUUGCCGCAGAAAUUGUCAUUUGCCGCAGCUCCUUGAGCUGCGUCAAAUAUUGCCGCUGAAAUUGUCAUUUGCCGCAGAAAGUAUCUGCGGCAAAGUUUUAUGAAAUGGAAACUUGCCGCUGUUUUGAGAUUUGCCGCAGAAACACAGAUUUGCCGCAGAAAAUGGGAGUUGCCGCUGCGGCAAAUGUUUUAUGAAACGGGCCCCUGGACUUCUACUCAUGCUGUAUUCUCCUUCGUUUUGUACUUUUGUUUUUACUCUUGUCUUAUCAUUAUUAUUACUGCUUACUAAAUUAACUUUUGCUGUUGUCCGAAUUCUAGGUUUUUCAUCUCCUUCGGGAUCUCCUUGUAGUUGUACAUACAAACGCCACUGCAAAAGCAUGUUCGGAUUUACUUCAUGACUGCUCUCUGUACAAGUGCCGUGGCCGUGUAGCCACUGCUCUGUGCUGGAGUUUGGUGGCUGGACUGUGUUGCAUGCGGUGGUGAUGUGUAUAGACUCUUCCCUAGUCGCUUUGUAGCUAUUUUUGCGAAGAUUGCCUUCGCCAGGGUGUAAAACGGAAACGCGCCGCCGGAAAAAAGGAGCAAAAUACGGGACAAUCCCGGGUAAUACGGGACGUCUGGUCACCCUGAACAAGUUACAACAAUGAUAAUAAUAAUAUAAUAUCGCAGUUCUUGUCUGGCGCACCGGAUACAUUCGUAAUUCCGAAGCUUCGUUAUUCCGAAGGUUCGCUAUUCCGAAGGUUCGUAUUUCCGAAGGUUCGUAAUUCCGAAGGUUCGUUAGUCCGAAAACGAAAUGAGGUUCGUAAUUCCGAAGGUUCGUUAGUCCGAAAACGAAGUGAGGUUCGUCACUCCGAAGGUUCGUUAAUCCGAAAAAUAAAUGAGGUUCGUAAUUCCAAAGGUUCGUUAGUCCGAAAACUAAAUGAUUAACUAACCUUAUUUCGUUUUCGGACUAACGAACCUUCGGAACAAAGAACCUUAUUUCGUUUUCGGAUUAACGAACCUUCGGAACAUCGAACCUUACUUCGUUUUCGGAUUAUCGAACCUUCGGAAUAAAGCCACAAAUGUUCGGAUUAACGAACCCUUUUACGUUUUCGGAUUAACGAACAUCGAGGUAUAGGCAAUUUACGUGUUUCGGAAUUACGAACCUACCGAAUAAAGAACCUUCGGAAUUACGAAGUGCAACCCUGGCGCUCAUCACGUAGUGCCCCUAUGCCCUUCUAAAAGAUUUGAAUAUUAUCAUCCCGUCUUUAUGACUGACCAACAACAAAAAAAUGAUAGUAAUGGAAAUAACUAUGAUGAUAAUAAGAGUGAUGACAAAAAUGAUCACGACAUUUUCAUUUCAGUAAUGAAAAUUAUAAUGGAUGACUACAUUGGUAGUGAUAAUACAUUACCGGAGGAGAUAGGUUGAGUGUAGAUAGGGUUCAUUCAUGCCAUGACCCGAUAAUGGCGAGUUAUCGCACCGCCACGCAGAGCUCUUUCAAGAACAUGGACAAUAUAUGGUUGAAUGCCAUUCAUAACGAUGAACAACCAAGAAGACUUUGUCGAAAAAAUGGUGGAUCAAAGCAGCAGUUUCGUCUAGGAGUCUGAACAAUGGACAUAUUUGAAAUGUUUGUCUGCUCCAUAACUUAGGACCAAUUAACUGCUAAUCCGGUUCACCGAUUCUCGACAAAGACCUCCUAGCUGUUCAUUGUCAUUUGACGGACAUUUUCAAUACUUUUACUGUGUUCUGUAAUUCGUUUCUAAGUGGCGGUGCGGAAAAAGUCGCUAGAUUCAGAUUCAGAUUUAUUUCCAACAGAAAUGACCUAAAUCUUAAUAUAAACCAUUUUCACGCAUUUAUAUAAAAAAAAAUACGAUACAAAUCAUUGUCAUUAUAAUCAUAUU